UAAUUAGAAACAAGAUUAUUUUAGGAUGGGGUGGUUUUUGUUUUGUGUAUCCAGAAAGCAGAAGGCAAGAUGAUGGGGUUAUUAGGGUUUUAGAGAUGAAAUGAGAAGGAGAAUGGCAUCGUCGGCAUUUAUGGUGAUCUGCAUCCUGCACUCGGUGAUAGCAAUGACAUGUGGGGCCCUGAUGAUGUUCUACAUGAAGGAGGUCUACACCUUCGGCCACGGUGUGCAGGCCGCCACCAAGCUCUUGGGAUCCACGCCGCACGACCAGCUUCUCAUCAAGACCUCCGAUUCCUUCUCCGGCUUGCUCCUCGUCGCCAUUGGCUUCCUCCUCUUCAUGGUGUCGUUUGUUAAAGAUCGUGACUUUCAGGUCUUCUUCGCCAAGGGUUGCACGCUUCUCCACCUCUUCAUGGCCAUGUGGAGGGUCUACUUCGAACGCAAGGUCGAGGAUCUCGCCUUGGAUUGGCUCCGCCAGACUGUUGGCGAUUUUCUCUUGGCCCUUUCGUGGGUUUUCUUCCUUGUUUACUCUUGGAGGGAGAAUGCAGUUGAUGUGUAGAUCUGAACGAAGCCAUUUGAGUAUGUAUGUUGAGAAACUUCAUUUGGAGGCAACUGAUCGAUGAAGUGUUUUAACUGGCACCGCUGAUGAAACUAAGCUUAUGCCCUGCCAAUACAUAGAGAUUUCUGUUCUUUGUGGAUGAAAUGAAAUAAAAAGGAGUAUUACUUGUUUGAGGAUAAGUGAACUAAAUUGUUUCUUGUGUAUUUUUAGUUAAAACUUGCUUCCAUCUAACUAAAAGACUGAACCUAGAGUUCAAAUUAUCAAAAUACAAUUUUGAAAAUGCUAGAAACGUUCUA
Molecule: messenger RNA, 849 nt
Organism: Glycine soja
Lineage: Eukaryota; Viridiplantae; Streptophyta; Magnoliopsida; Fabales; Fabaceae
Exons: 2
Coding region: 101-553 (150 amino acids)
Source: RefSeq, a predicted model, not a curated record